AGUCGUAUGGACGAAGCCCGUUUCGUUUUUUCCAAUUCUCCGUAAACGUUUAUCUUUCGAGUGUUCCGUAAAAUCGUUUGUGUGUGUGUGUGUGCGCGAUGUUGUAUAUCUUAAACCAAAGAUGCAAACACAAUCGGCGGUUCUAUAAUACGAUCCGAAUAGAAAAGAACAAUAGUCGCUCCACUCCUGCGAUACGUCCGCGGUCCAUCCUGCUACCUUUGUGUUUGGAAGAGUCCCCGCUUCCCGUACGUUUCGGGUAAUCGGCGGUACGACAUCAGAGAGAUGUCGAAGAGACAGUGGUUCGUGUUGCUGUGCAUAUUCGUGCUGUACUUGUUGGUCGGGGCUUCGAUAUUUUUUUACGUCGAGUCCAAGGAGGAAUUCAAUAAGAACAGGAAAGAGAGGGCGGAAAAGAAACGCCUAGAAGGUCUGCUGAUCGAGCACUUCCAGGGGAACUACUCGGCCCGAAUGGACCUGUUUCUGAGCCUGAGCGAAUAUUGCGGCAAACCGUUCACGGCCUCGUACAACGAUGAUCCUAUCGUGGACAAAUGGGACUUUUAUCAUUCGUUAUUUUUCGUAAUAACGGUCGUGAGUACUAUCGGAUAUGGAAAUUUGGCACCCACCACGAUGUUUACCCGAAUAUUUAUGAUAUUCUAUGGUCUGAUAGGUAUCCCGAUGAACGGCAUAGUGAUCUUCACGCUCGGAGAGUUUUUCGGCAACUCGUUCACCAAGUUGUACCAGCGAUGGAAAAAGACCAGACUGGACUACGACACUGCCAAACUGGGUCUCGUAGGUCAGGUUGUACUCUACUUAGUACCGGGGUUUACGUUCUUCGUGUUUCUUCCGUCGACCAUCAUGACCGUGUUCGAAGGCUGGGAGUACGACGUGUCGGUGUAUUAUGCCUUCGUGUCUCUCAGCACCAUCGGCUUUGGGGACUACGUAGCAGGUGUCAACGAUGUGAACCACUUCGGACCGUAUUACAAAAUCUACCAGCUGUUCCUCCUCGUCUGGAUCAUUUUCGGGAUGGGAUACCUCGCGAUGAUACUGAGCUUCAUCUCGCGAGGCAUGCGGAGCAAAAAAAUCCAGCAGAUCGAGCAUAUGCUUAGCGAAAACAUAAAACCGAAGAAGAUCCGCGAAGAGCUCCGCUCUAUACUUCACGAGUUGUUGUUUUUGAAAGUAAAGCCGAUCUACAAGGACGAAGCGGAAGUAGUACCGCCGCAUACCAUCGGCAGGAGUCAGAGCUGCCCGGACCUGGAGCUCUAUUCGAAACACUCUCCUUCCGCGGUUAGAAAACGCGCAAUGUCCGAAUGCUACAGGUCAGCAGCUUCGGUCAAGGUGCAAUCGGAUACGGACCUGGACCGUAUAGACAAGGAACGGACGUUCGGGUCAGUCAAUCGGUUCCUUGACCAGACAGGCUUGCUGUUCAAAGUGGUGAACGCGCUCAGCGCGGAAUCCCUGGAGGAGGUCGGCAAUGCCGCCAUCAAUCGCAACUUCGAACUGAGCGCCACUGCGGUCGAAGAAAAACCCCCGCCGGAUCCCAUCUCGAUGAAGCCGAAGAGAAGACGCGCUAUCAGCGACAUCAGACCCCCGAAGAUUUUCUCACUAGGCAUCACUAACGACAACACUUGGUACGGCGCAGACGCAGACCACGCCAUCAUGGAGUACCGCAAGCGCUACGGUACCAACUACACCCCGGAGGUACGCAAGGUGGAUCGUCAGAAUAUGUUCAAACGUAUUCGAAGGCGUUUGAUGUCGAGGGACGAGACGAGCUCUGACGUGGAGAAGCAGGACAUUACAAGACGCAGGAUGUCAGCCCCGUCGACCCAGCAGGACAACAUACUCGAACAGACGUCCAUCGCCGACUUCAUUAGAGCGUUGUCGGUGGUGACGUCUUCUGAGGCGUUGAUACCACGCGAAAAUAAUGAAGAAACGAUGUCGCCCAAGAGUCGCAGGCAAGGCAUCAUCGCCAACAUACGUAGGAGACCGUCUAUGAUCAGCGAGGUGCACCCCGUGCCCGAGCAACUGAGUCGCAGGAGGUUUUCGUUAAGGCCUCCCGACGAAGACGUCGGAAGGAAGAAGGAGGCGAUUCGCAAGAUAUCGUUUUUCGACAGACGGAACUCGUUGCUUCUCGAACCAUCGAUACCACCGACGGUGGAAGAACACCAACCUUACACGCAACAACCUCCUCAACCACCGCAGAGGUUCGGCGAAAGCUGUUUGUACAGGAGCACGCGAGGUACGAGAAGCGGAAGAACGAUUUCGCCGCCCCCUUACGAGGAAGCGACUUCUCAGGCGGAGACGUCGCAACGGAGGAAGUUUUCCGUGAGAACUAUACGCGAGAGUUAAGUUUAUCCAUCUGAAGAGGACAUCGCAACUCACGAUUCGAAAUUUCAUCGUAUAUAGACUCGCCGUUAAAUUUAUCGAUCCAUUAUACCUCUUUCGGGUAUGGUGGAGUAAGCUGGUUAGGAGAAUAGUUGAGCAGUGCAAGAUGAGAGUGUCAUCUUAGACUAAAGUCCAACUGUUGGUAUUUAUUCAGGGUCUAGCGUGUUGAGGACCGUAUAAAAAAUGAUAGCUCUGCACCUUAUUCUCAGUUCCGCUCUAUAAUGAUUGACAAUGGAAGUUUGAAUUACCAGUCCCGAUCUUAAUCGAUCUUAACGUCAUGUAAGUUUAAAUACUGGAUAUGCGCGCAAGUGGUGGACGUUUAUAAACCAAAAACAUUAAAUCGAUAGAAAUCUUGUAAAUUUUGACAAUUUUUUAGGUGAAGUUUAUGUGUGACGUUUCACAUUUCUGAAAAUCUUUUCGCUUUGCAUCAAAC
Molecule: messenger RNA, 2812 nt
Organism: Cylas formicarius (sweet potato weevil)
Lineage: Eukaryota; Metazoa; Arthropoda; Insecta; Coleoptera; Brentidae
Gene: Ork1
Product: open rectifier potassium channel protein 1
Exons: 6
Coding region: 283-2343 (686 amino acids)
Biological process (GO): potassium ion transmembrane transport; stabilization of membrane potential
Cellular component (GO): membrane
Molecular function (GO): potassium ion leak channel activity
Source: RefSeq, a predicted model, not a curated record